Messenger RNA from Danio rerio (zebrafish), 2413 nucleotides. The record is from RefSeq and is a predicted model, not a curated record. NCBI's taxonomy places the organism in Eukaryota, Metazoa, Chordata, Actinopteri, Cypriniformes, Danionidae.
UGUACCUAAUAAAGUGGCCGGUGAGUUUACAUCAUAUAACAAAGGACUGUUUAUAAGGACUAUUAGUAACUCAUUUAUAUAAUGUAAGUUCUGCUGGUUUAAUCUGUCUUGUCACAGUAAAUAUGUUGUUGAUGAUGGUGGUGGAGCGCGUCUCAUGUCUCCAUGUACAGCUUUCAGACAUAUCAGUCUAUAAAACAGCAGCUUUUCAUCUCCCGUCAGUUUCAGCACGUGAUCUAUCUACAGAAGAGUCGAGCUGAAAAUGAGGAAAUCAGGAAAACAUCUUGCUCAUUUUAAAGCCAGAGAGUUCCUUUAACUGUGAGGGAUUCUCCUCCAGUGCGCACUAACUAGUGCGCUAGAGAAGUGAUUGAGACACAGACAGAGGUUUAGUGUUGAUUUCUUCUUGUUUGUGUUGAUUCUUCUCCUCUUAAACAGACAGAGAAACUCCUGCUGAAGCGACUGAGCUCCACUAUUAUAAAGAUGGCCUUUAUUAAAGAGGAGAGUGAAGACCUGAAGAUUGAGCAAGUGUUCACGUUGAAGAAAGAAGAACCUGAGGAGCUGACAGAUGAAUACUACAUUAGGAGCUCUACACUGCAGCAGGAUUCUGCAGAGCUGAAGCCACCAAAGGUGGAGGAUGAAGAGGAGGAGGAGUUUGAUCUGAUGACUAUAGUCGAGUCUAUCCGGGCUGAAAGGACUGCUGAAAGAGACGAAACCGCAAGCAUCUUCACCUGCCAGGAGUGCGGAACGAGCUUCAGUGAAAAGAGAGACUUCGACGCUCACAUCGCAGAUCAUGCCAAAGAAAGACCCUACACCUGCUCUCAGUGUGGGAAGGGCUUCAUCCAGAGUCAAAGCCUCGCCACGCACAAGAAGUUCCACACCGGAGAGAUGUCCUUGACCUGCAAAGUGUGUGGAAAGAGCUUCACAUCGAUAUACAACCUCAAGUCUCACCUGAGAACUCACACCAGAGAAAGGCCGUACAAGUGCUCUCACUGUGGGAAGGCCUUCAUGAGCAGCGGAGCCCGAUGUGCCCACAUCAGAAUUCACACCGGAGAAAAGCCCUUCAAGUGCUCGCUGUGUGGAAGGUCUUUCACCCAGAGGUCAGCCCUUGCCUCGCACAAGACAGUUCACACCGGAGAGAAACCCUUCAGCUGUAAAGCGUGUGGGAAGAGCUUCACGGCAAAACGCUAUCUUCAGCGUCACGUGAAGCUUCACACUAGAGUGCAGCCCUUUACAUGUGGCCGGUGCGGAAAGGGUUUCCUCAAUAAAUCAAGUUAUCAGCAUCACAUGGAGGAGAGACCAUUCCCCUGUGGUCAAUCUGAAGAGUUUCUCAGAUGAGAUCAGCUUCGGGAACUGGCCAACUCUGAGAAACACUCUGGAGAUAGAGUUGAACACUGAGGGCUGUACAUCCUCAGACAUUUCACACGGCAUCUGAAGCAUCAGGAACAAAAUGAAUGUAGAAAGUCAGACUGAAGAUGUGGUGGAGAACCCGUUCAGAUGAUGAACUUCUGUAUGGAUUGGUGGUCCAAGUCCCUAACCAUUAGGCGACAACCUGAAACCCACAACUACCAUGCAACCAUCAGGCAGCUGUAUGAUAGAGCGGCCCAGACGGAAGACACUCCUCCUUAAAGGCGUCUGAAGGACUCUCAGAGCAUCAGAAACUAAACUCUCUGCUCUGAUGAGACUCUAACUGAACUGUUUGGAGUGAACGCCAGGCGUUACGUGUGGAGAACAGCAGGCGGCGCUCAUCAGCAGGCUAACAGCAUCCCUACAGUGAAGCAUGGUGGUGUUGGCAUCAUGCUGUGGGGAUGUGUUUCAGCAGCAGGAACUGGAAGACUAGUCAGGAUAGAGGGAAAGAUGAAUGCAGCGAUGUACAGAGACAUCCUGAAUGAAGACCUGCACAAGAGUGCUCUCCACCUCAGACUGGGGCGACGCUUCAUCCUCCAGCAGGACAAUGACCCAAAGCACAGCGCCAACAUAUCAAUGAAGCGGCUUCACAAUAACUUGCUGAGUGGCCCAGCCAGAGUCCAGACCUAAAUCCUAUUGAACAUCUCUGGAGAGAUCUGAAAAUGUCACCGUCGCUUAUCAUCCGACCUGAUAGAGCUGGAGUGGUCCUGCAUAGAGGAUUCAAAUCAGUUUUCUGUAGAUCAGUUUUGUGGGCGGAGUCACUGGGAUCCUGUUUUAUCCUCAGGAAAUUAAAGAAAGGAGAGACUUGUUGUGUUUAUUUCACUCCAGCAUGACGGUGGACACUCUACACUACACACACUUCUGUCCACACAUGUUUAUUUUGCAUCAUAAGAGCCCUUUAAUAAAAACCUGCUGAUAGUUGUGCACUUUUAAAGUCGUUAUUUAAUGAUUACUUUACAAUAGACUGUAGUUUGUGCUACGUUUAACACAGUAAAGGCUGAAUGAACGUGCG